UUCGGUACCUAACCGACGACAUUACCGCACAACAGUCGGAACGUACGUUUUCUUUGGCCAGUGAUUUUUUGUAUUUUUACACACCACCAGUUUUGGCAGCCUUUCUGUAUCGAGUGGACAAACGCCGCGGUUAAAAAAAAAAAAAAACCAUUAAUAUUGUGAAACGACCGGUUCGCGUCACAGUGACACGCAGGAUGUUUGGGAAAUGAACAAUAUUGAUAAACCUCAUCCGCAAAGGCCGGGGCAGCAGCAGCAGCAAUGGACUCUGGGUUGGCGCGGUUUGCGCUGCUAAUAGUGUUGUUCUUCUUGUUGACCGGAGACCUAGCCGGUAUACUCAAGCAUCUGUUCGACGAAUCUGGAUACGGCAAACCGACCGACAUUGCAAGUCCCGUGAACACCCAAAGGACCGCGGCGGACGACCAAGACACUGCUCCUGAAAUCGAAUCGUUCGCCAAAUCGUACGCCAACAGAGCAAAGCUGAUCAACACGAUCAAGGAGUCUUGUUUGCCCAAACUCAUAUGCGAACUGACGGCGUCCACCAACAGAGACGCGUUGACCGAAUCCGAGAUUUAUCUGUUGUCACUCAUAAGAGAUACCACGAUAUCGACCACGGCCGAAGUAACGUCCAAGUAUCACUUUGCCGCCCACAUGGGACAACUGAUCAACGGCGUGGACAGUACCGGUUGCCAUAACUUCUAUCCGGGUUGUCCGUUUCCAGGCCUCCAAGUCAUGCAAAUGAUGAAGAAAGUGAAAAUAUUGUAAACGAAACGACCGUACCCAAUCUAGUCUAUUAUAACAGUAAAAUAAUUGUUAUUUGAACAUUAACAAAAAAAUUAAAAACGUACCUACUACCGCAAUAAUCCGCAAUCGAAUCAAAAUAACAAAACUACUAGUUUUUUUUU
Adelges cooleyi (spruce gall adelgid) is the source of this 902-nucleotide messenger RNA. RefSeq lists its product as uncharacterized. The record is from RefSeq and is a predicted model, not a curated record. Bases 259 to 762 code for a protein of 167 amino acids. NCBI's taxonomy places the organism in Eukaryota, Metazoa, Arthropoda, Insecta, Hemiptera, Adelgidae. The transcript has 3 exons.